UUCUAGGUAAUUAAACACAAGUCUGCUUGCAGGGAAAGAUGGAUGAUAAAGUGUUUCUGGUUUUUCUUUUAGUUAUCAAUGGAUUAGCUUUGAUUAACUGUUCUACGAUAGUUCAAAGACCUAACGCUGAGGAUUUUAUACACGAUAGCGAAACGGAGAGUGCAGAUACAGAGAAAGUAACUAAAAAUAAGAAUACAAAAAGACAGUUUGUGUUUUAUCCACACGGCGAAGGAUACGGGCAUCAUCACCGCCACCACCAUGAUUAUCACGAAGGGUUCUUUGAUGGAGGGGAACAUAUGAGCAUGCAUGGGGAUCAGUAUGCAGACCAUGGGGGCAUGGAUGAUUACGAAGAGCCCCACGAGUAUGAACACGUUCAUCAUCAGUAUAAACAUAUUCACCAUGUCAUUCAUGGCCGUUGUGACCCCAGCCCGUGUCUCAAUGGUGGUACAUGCACAAUAUUGGCACAUGGCUACGAAUGCACCUGUCCUAUUGGAUACCUCGGCAUGCAUUGCGAAACUCGAAGCCAAUGUGAGCCCAAUCCUUGCCGCAACGGAGGCACAUGCUAUGACGUCGGUGGCAGCUUUGAAUGUGUCUGUAUGACUGGUUUCAAAGGCCAGCGAUGCGAAGAGGAGAACAAAUGCCACCCCAACCCAUGCAAGAACGGUGGAAUGUGCACAGAGACCGAAGAAGGCUUUGAGUGCUCGUGCAAAGAAGGCUUCAAAGGCAAAAUAUGUGAAGAGACAAACCAAUGCAGCCCUAAUCCAUGCAAAAAUGGAGGAACAUGUACCGAAAGGAACGGAAAGUACGAAUGCACGUGUACAAUUGGAUUCAAAGGACUCACAUGUGAAGCAAGAAGUAGCUGCUCGUCUAAUCCAUGUCUUAAUGGAGGAACGUGCAAUGAAGAGAACAUAGGCUAUAGCUGUACCUGCAGAGCUGGAUACAAGAACGUCAAUUGCCAAGAUCAUGUUUGUCACCCAAAUCCUUGUGCCAAUGGAGGAAUCUGCUAUGUUAAGAAUGGUGCUCCUUAUUGUGCUUGCCAAGAUGGUUUUGUCGGAGACAAGUGCCAAAUGGCUAGCCCUUGCGCUGCGCAGCCUUGCCAAAAUGGUGGAACAUGCCAUGAGUAUUACAACACCCAGACCGGAAGUGCAUCCAUUAGCAAUGUUGUUAGUGGAGCAGUACCGUUGUAUCAUUGCACAUGUGUCGAAGGUUUUACAGGAAAGAAUUGUGAAGAUGAUGCAUGUAGAGAAUGUGAUCCACAUGCAAUUUGUGAAAAGGGCAAAUGCUAUUGCAAGGAAGGAUAUACUGGCGAUGGGAAAUCAUGUGAAAAAAAGAGCAUGUGCAAACCAAAUCCUUGCCAAAAUGGCGGAACAUGUAAGGAUGUCCAGGGAUCUUAUGACUGCACAUGUACCACUGGCUGGACUGGUGAAAACUGUCAAGAUAAGAAAUACUGCGAGCCGAAUCCAUGCAAAAAUAGUGGAAAGUGUAUCACUAUUUCUGGAGGAUAUAGAUGCAUAUGUGAAAAAUUCAAGGGGGUCAAUUGUGAAAAACCUGACCCAUGUGAUCCCAAUCCUUGUCAACAUAACGGCAAAUGCACAGAUGUUGGCGGUCAGGCAUCCUGUGAGUGCACUGAUCCCCGAUAUACUGGCGAUAAAUGUCAAGUCGACGGUUGCGGAGAUUGUAGCCCGUUCGCUGACUGCCUAAAUGGCAAAUGCGUUUGCAAGACAGGGUACACAGGAAAUGGCAAACUUUGUCAGUCUGACAGCAACCAAGGCGGUGAUCCCUGCACAGACCAUCAAUGCAUGAAUGGAGGUACAUGUGUCCCGUCUGGAGCUUCUUACGUUUGCAAAUGUCCACCUGGAUUCCAGGGGAAAUACUGUCAAGAUGUAGUCAACGGUGGUGCUGGCGACCCGUGUUCCUCGAAUCCAUGUCAAAAUGGUGGAACUUGCACGACCGUUGGCGGUGCAUACAAAUGCAUUUGCCCAGCCGGAUUUCAAGGGCCUACUUGCAGUGACAGGAGUGGAGGUGGUUCUCCUGACAAAGGUGAUCCAUGUCACCCAAAUCCUUGCCUAAAUGGUGGAACAUGUAAACAGAAUGGAAACGGAUAUGAUUGCCUGUGCGAGGUUCAGUUCACGGGAAGUGUCUGCGAAGUUGACAAAUGCUCAAAAUGCGAUGUUCAUGCAAAAUGUAUCAAUGGGCACUGUAAAUGUCGCACUGGUUACAUUGGAAAUGGCUAUGAGUGUGUGAAAAAAGAUACCGAGUGUGGAGGACAGAAGUGUGGUCAGUACGCUGUUUGUGAGACAAAUGUUUGCACAUGCAAUCCUGGUUUUGUUGGCAAUGGAGUUCAGUGCACACCCACCCCUGCACCAGCUCCUCCACCGCCGCCACCUCCACCACCACCACCGCCGCCUCCUCCAACAGUUGCAGUUCCAGCAAUGGACUGUGGCUAUUGCGAAGCUCCAAAGAGAUGCAUAAAUGGACUUUGUGUUCGAAUGGAUCCUUAUAAAAGAUCGAUACAAAAACGAAACGUCUAAUCGGAACUGAAUCUUCGAACAUACUUGCGUAAGCUUCUCCUUCGUAAGCUGCAGCCAAAGGCAUCUUUGACACUGUUUUUUAAAGAAGCUACUGUUCUGCAAGAUCACAUGGUUUAGCAUUUUAAUUCCACUAGCAUUUACUUUUGUGCCUAAGAAGUAGCAGCAAAAGUAGACAAAGAAAUUGCCAAAUAGCAAUAUUUAUAAAUUGUUAGCUGCUGUCGUCUUUAGUGGUGAUAAUCUUUACAAAAAAGGCAGAAGAAUAAUAGGUUGAGAGGAAGCUUAACCUUUAAUCGUUGUCAUUUGAGUACCCUUUUUGUGAUGCAGUGCAUAAAUCUACUUGUGUAGUUAGUUUUCUUAGGUUUGUAACCAGAUAUAUAACCUCUAUGUAAUAUGAAAUAAAAAUUAUUUUCUACUUUUCGAAUCAUAUAGAAAUACAUUUGGCUUUUAUUCUGUAAGAAACAUCAUUACCAUUAAAUACGAAUAUUUGUUUCAAAAUCAGUAUAGAUUGAAUAUAAAUUCGUUAAAGAGUUUUUAAAAGCUAUACCUCGUAAUUAUUAGUCUUUGCAUAAUGCAGCGAGAACAAGUUACUUUUAAAAUGAUAAAUAUUGUGCAAAAUGUAUAUGUAAACGCACGCGUUAAAAUUGUCAAUGAAAAUUGGAAGUAAA
This is a messenger RNA of Rhopilema esculentum, 3196 nucleotides long. RefSeq lists its product as uncharacterized. NCBI's taxonomy places the organism in Eukaryota, Metazoa, Cnidaria, Scyphozoa, Rhizostomeae, Rhizostomatidae. Gene Ontology annotation, biological process: heterophilic cell-cell adhesion; establishment or maintenance of epithelial cell apical/basal polarity. Gene Ontology annotation, molecular function: calcium ion binding. The record is from RefSeq and is a predicted model, not a curated record. Gene Ontology annotation, cellular component: protein-containing complex; plasma membrane.